Molecule: messenger RNA, 2375 nt
Organism: Teleopsis dalmanni
Lineage: Eukaryota; Metazoa; Arthropoda; Insecta; Diptera; Diopsidae
Gene: Rph
Exons: 4
Coding region: 345-2318 (657 amino acids)
Biological process (GO): intracellular protein transport
Cellular component (GO): membrane
Molecular function (GO): small GTPase binding
Source: RefSeq, a predicted model, not a curated record
UCUCAGCAAAGCAUAGUCAUGCAACAGGCAUGUAGACAAACUUAGUUUAGUUCAGUUUGUGCCGUAUCCUAAACAAUACACAAAAUCUGAAUACCGGAGCCAUGUUGAAAUAUCAAAUACAUACAAAAAAUUAAAGAAAAGUGCAGUAAAAAUUAUUUUAUUAACAUAAUUGCGUAUACGGUUGUGCUAUUUAAUUGUCUAAAUUAUAACAAAAUGAUAAAAAUGUUUUUUAUAUCGUAUAUAAAAUUUAUGAAAUAAAGAAAUUCUCAUUUCUUGUGUACUUUACUGAGACAUAGCGUCGUCAAUUUUUUUUACAAGAGCAAACAACAACAACUUCAACGGAUAUGGAUUUCCAAAAUCGCAACAAUGGCGGCAAUAAGUUUGUCUGCCCAAGUGACAGACAGCUGGCGUUAAGAGCAAAACUAAAAACUGGUUGGAGCAGUUCAAAACAAAAUGAACCCUUAAGACCCGAAGAACAAGCUGCUAUAAUAUCUGUUAUUCGACGAAAUGAGGAAAUUGAAAUUGCGGAGCGUCAACGUGUUGGACGUUUAGUUGAACGUGUGGAAAAAAUAAAAGAACGUGUUGGGAGAAUGGAUCGUGGACCCAAUUGUUGUCGCUUAUGUGGUGAUACAUUUGGUUUGUUACGUCCCGCCCGUAUUAUAUGUGAAGAUUGUAGAAAGCCUGUAUGUGCAAAGUGUAGUGUUGACAUUAAUAUACGAUUUCACACCAUUGAGAAGACAAAAGAAAUUUGGCUUUGUCGAAUCUGUUCUGAAACUAGGGAAAUGUGGAAAAAAUCUGGUGCAUGGUUUUUUAAAGGGCUUCCGAAUUACGAUAUUCCUACAAGCACAAGUUCCACACCGACACAUCACACAGGCAAUACCAUGUUAAGUGGAAUGAUGCAAAGAACAUCGCAAAGUUGCAACAACACGCCGAUUCGAAAGCCUAGAGUAAAAAAAUUAACCAUUAGAGUAAAUGACAGCAGCAGUUCUGAAGAAGAGGAUGUUGUAGAUGGUGCUUCCAAUUUUAAUCAUACGGCAAUUGUGAAUUCAAUUCCAACUUCUAUUGAUGCAAUCGUGCCAUCUAAUGUCUCGCCAACAUCAAUAACCGAUGGAAAUGAUAUACAACAGUCGAAAGUGCAACGUGGAGAUAGCUUUCGUAUGCGAACUUUUGGUUCGAUUCGUAGCUUUAUCGAUGGCGGAGAACGAAAACUUUCGAAUUCGUUCUUUUUCAAUCGACAAACUUCGAAAUCUGAAUUUAUUCAACCAGAGUUCGAUACCAUAUCGACAGCAUCAACUGUAGGCACAAUUACAUCGGCUACAAGACGUGAAAGCAACUUUACACGACGUAGCUCAGUAUCUUCAUCAUGGUCUAUUAGCGAUAGUUCAUCUGGCAACUCUGGCACAGUUAAUAAUUUUUCUAUACAUAAUCAAAUCAAUUUACAUUGUCGUGAUCCACUACUAGGUUGGUUAGAGAUAGCUAUAAGCUAUCGGGAAAAUUUUCAUGCUUUAGAUUGUACAAUGGUAAGAGCACGAGAUUUGCCGCCAAUGGAUGCCGCGGGUCUAACAGAUUCAUAUUGUAAAUUAAAUAUUAUAACACCAGAGGGAAACACAAAAUACACACGCUGGCAGCGAACAAAAAUAGUACAUAAAACUCGAAAUCCGGAGUUUAACGAAACACUUCAAUUUGUUGGAAUCGAGCCUGAAGAGCUGGGAAAUUCGUUAUUAUAUGUUACUAUAUUUGAUGAUGAUAAAUAUGGGCAUGAUUUUCUGGGGGCAGCUAAAGUAUCUUUAUCAACAGUGCAUAAUACUAACCAAUAUCGUAUAUCGGUACCUCUAAAUGGAGUUGAGGACCAGUACACGAAUGAAGCGGAAAUGUCACAAGAAUGGACUCGUGGUAAAAUUUUGGUGUCACUGUGUUAUAACACAAAGAAACGGGCUUUAGUCGUGAAUAUUAAACAAUGCAUAAAUUUAAUACCUAUGGACAACAACGGUAGUUCGGAUCCCUUUGUUAAAAUUCAACUUAAACCAGAUCCACACAAGAAUAAGAAAUAUAAGACGAGCAUUAAAUGGCGUACACUUAAUCCCAUUUACAACGAGGAGUUUUAUUUUGAGGCAAGUCCGCAUGACUUAACCAAGCAGAUGCUAAUCAUUACUGUGUGGGAUAAGGAUAUAGGAAAGAGUAAUGAUUUCUUAGGUAGUCUUAUUAUAGGUUAUAACAGCAAAGGAAAUCGUCUACAACAAUUUUUGGACUGCAUACGUUUACCAGAUCAUUUUCAUGAGAAAUGGCAUUGUUUAGCAGGCGACAAUCCGUUGCAUUGAAUUUACUUACGACUUUGAUGCAUUUAAAUUGCAAUUAUAUAGCAUUUAAUACUAUUU